GCUAGCUCGGCGCGACGUGGACUCAACUCGUCCAUACUAAGCCGCUGGUGGCCAAAUGACGAACAGGAAUUGAUCACAAAGUUGCGUGCCAGCGAUGCAUAGCUCCUAACGACUCGAACGCGUAUCGUGGCCGCGGGUCAUACUGAGAGCAACACUGCUGCCAGCUGCAUCAUGCGCGCGUGGUGCCUCCUAGCAGCGCUGCCGCUGGCCCACGCUCUGGCGGCCCUCAAGACGCAGAAGACCGCGUCCUACGAGGACACGUGGCAGGCGACGUGGCGCUCGCCCAAGUUCUGGGACGCGUUCGCGCAGAGCACGCCGGACCUCGCGCGGCCCGAGCUCGAGCGCUUCCGCGGCCUCUGCACCAAUUUAAGAGAGCGGGACAACGUCGGCCGUCUGACGCGCGAGACCAACGGCCAGACCAUCGACGAGCAGUACCGCUUCCCCGGCGUGUCGGGGGGCCGGCGCGCCAACGGCGCGAACCUCGCGGGCACGCCCCGCAUGGAGUGGUUCGAUGACGGCGGCCUGCGCGAGGCCGCCGCGGCGGCCUGCGGGGAAUUGGAAGCGGCCCUCUCCACGGAAGCGCCGCUGGCGGCGGAUCAUGGAGAGGGAUUCGCCGAGGAGCGGAAAGCGGGCGCGUCGGCGUGGAACCGCAUGUCCUGGAAGGGGUCGCAGUACCUGCCGCUGCGGUCGGCAUCAAAUGCUUGGACGGAAACUACAAAAGCGCUGCGCCGGCACGCCGUGCCGGCGGCCCAUAGAUUUUGCGGCAUCUCGCGCCAGGCCGCGGGCUGCCGCGGCAAGGUCCACUCGGACCACCACAACUUUGUCUUGUCGACGCUGACGCCACUGCGCGGCUGUACGAAGGCGACGGGCAUCGUCUUGGACGGCGUGGAGACGCCGUUGAUUGAUGGUGACGGUGGAGACCCGGGCGCGACGGUCUUGGUGGAUAACACGUUCGACCACCAGGUGUACAAUGAUUUGACGGAAUCUGCAGAAGACCGCUACGUGUUGAUCGUCGAGACGUGGCACCCGGCCCUCACACUGUAUGAGAGGCGGGCCAUGUCGGACCUUUUUGCGCUGCGGGACUUGUUUGGAUUGUUGGAGCACAAGCGCGCGCCCUUCGGCGUGUCCGACGCCGCGGCGGCGUCGUUGCUGGAAUCCGGCGGGGGCGUCCGCCUCGACGACUGGAGGCUUCUCUAGUUCGCAUUGUUCGCUUCCGACGACGCCGCUACACUGGCGCCUGCUAGGCGAUCGCUCGCACCGUUCGUUUCCGACGACGCCGCUCGCACAGAGCGCUCCGUUGCCGAUGACGUCCCGUUCGUUUCGAGACCGCUGCUCAGAGUAAAUCCAGCGA
Pelagomonas calceolata is the source of this 1351-nucleotide messenger RNA. The record is from the annotation of a GenBank genome assembly. Lineage: Eukaryota; Pelagophyceae; Pelagomonadales; Pelagomonadaceae.